Molecule: messenger RNA, 775 nt
Organism: Aphanomyces invadans
Lineage: Eukaryota; Oomycota; Saprolegniomycetes; Saprolegniales; Verrucalvaceae
Exons: 2
Coding region: 1-732 (243 amino acids)
Source: RefSeq, a predicted model, not a curated record
AUGGCGACGACCACCAGCGCCCCGUCGCCCGUGCGUUUGUUCAAGCCGUCGUCAUGGAUGAGCUUGAGCCCACCGCCAACGCACAAGUGUCUGCAGCAGUUUGUGGUCGUGAACGUAUUGCUCCCGAUUGCAAUAUACUACGCGGCAGCGCUCGCGAUGCCAGACAUGCCAGCACUAGCACUGUCAGCGACCCCCCCUGCUUUGGAAGCUCUGCAGCAAUGGAUAGCGUACCGGUUGUUGGACCCGAUUUCGUGCGCGCAAGUCGCAUCGAUCGUGCUGGCCGUGGGGCUCAUGUACCUCACGAACGAGCCCAAAGUGCUCUUGCUGCAGCACUCGAUCAUGACUGUGAGUUUUGGAUGCGCCAUCUUGGUUUCGAUCCACUGGGACGAAAACAUCCUGUGGCGAUAUUACAGGGAAUUCUGCGGCACCACCGACGACAAGCGUGUGGCGUUGAUGGCGCAGUGGCGCGACCCCAACGUGAAGGCAUUGAGCAAGACUGUGUCGUGGGUGUGGGGAAUCGGCAUGCUUGCAGAGGCCGUCGUUCGCAUCGCGUUUGUCGUGCUCGUCCCCAUCAAGAUCAUGGUGAUUCUGUCGCCGUGCCUGGCCUUGCUCUUCACAGUCAUCGUGUGCACAUGGACCGUACGUUUUGCUAAAGCCCACGACUUUCAUCUGGUCACAAAAGCUGACGACGCUCCGGCGAAUCCCAGCCACACGUUGUACCAAACCAUCUAGUUCGGACAAACUUUUUAACGAGAAGAACAUGUCUUCUACCAGC